Molecule: messenger RNA, 1341 nt
Organism: Yamadazyma tenuis ATCC 10573
Lineage: Eukaryota; Fungi; Ascomycota; Pichiomycetes; Serinales; Debaryomycetaceae
Cellular component (GO): cytoplasm
Molecular function (GO): ubiquitin protein ligase activity; zinc ion binding
Source: RefSeq, a predicted model, not a curated record
AUGAAAGACAAUGAAUCCAAUGAUACUGGGGGUGCGGAUGAUAAGGUGACGACGGCUGUGGCCUAUAUUGAAGAGCAGGAUGAACUUGAAAAAGAGGCCAAGGAAUUGAUGCCAUAUGAGCCCAAUGAGUGUACCUUCAAUCAGGGGCCGCUUCGCCAGCCUGUGUUUGCGUGUUUGACAUGUUCAAGAGACAAUAACGGCAAUGCUAUUGGAGUAUGUUAUUCGUGUUCCAUCCAGUGCCACUCAUCUCAUGAAAUAGUUGAGUUAUUCUCCAAGAGAAGUUUUGUGUGUGACUGUGGUACAACUCGAAUGUCCAAGUCCUUCAACGGUGCCUGUAAAGUCAGGAACAAGAUAGACCAUAGUGAUGAAUCUUUUCGACCACGGACCGGUUCUUCGUCUACACCAUCGCAUCGGUCAUGGGGCAGUGUGAGUAAUUUGGACUCGCCUGCUGAAGACGUUCCAGGAUCUAAUUCCUAUAACCACAACUACAAGGGCUUGUUUUGCAGUUGUGAGAAACCCUAUAAUCCUUUGGAAGAGACUGGGAAUAUGAUCCAAUGCUAUUUCGGAUUUGAGUGUGGUGAAGACUGGUACCAUGAAGAUUGUAUUUUGGGCUACACAAAGGAAGCUUUGAGCAAGUCCAAAGUCAAACCUGAGCCUCUGAAUCUAUUGAACAAUCUCCCCGAACCUGGUGAUGAGGCUGCUAAUGACAUUCUGGUGAAUACUACAUCCGAGCCAGGACUUGAGAGAGUUGUCCCACAUUUUCCCAAUCUCGAAGAUUUCGAUGUAUUUUUAUGCUGGAAAUGUGUGCUGGUGUUCUCCAAAGUAUUUGAUACUCUUGAAACUCAUGGUGAUAUUGUUCUUUGUUCAUUACCACACUUCAAAGACGUAAAGUCUGAGUCCGAAUGGGAAGCGUUGUUCGCUCAAUAUAAGGGAAAUGACGAAGGAGAACCAAGUUCCAAGAGAAUAAAAUUGGAGAGUUCAACCUCAGUGGUGCCUAAGCUGGUGUUUUUUAAAUUUGACUUCAGAGAUAACCUCAAGCAGCUUAAAGACACAACCACAGACGAUAAAAUCAAGAACUUUUUGAUCAAUCAUGACUAUCUUUACGAAUCUGAUCCCGUCUAUGAACCCCCAGAAGAUGACGAGUCUUCAUCUACUCUCGAACUCGGAGCUGAUGUACUUCUGUCUUUACCCAGAGAACAAGCUGUUGAGGGGUUACAAGCUUACAAUCAAAUUAGAUCGAAACUUAAAGACUUUUUCAAACCGUUUGCCGAACAAGGUAAGGUUGUGACUGAAAAAGAAGUGAGAAACUUCUUUUCUAAUAUCAAGAAAGAGGACAAAUGA